Molecule: messenger RNA, 969 nt
Organism: Dictyostelium purpureum
Lineage: Eukaryota; Evosea; Eumycetozoa; Dictyosteliales; Dictyosteliaceae
Exons: 3
Coding region: 94-801 (235 amino acids)
Source: RefSeq, a predicted model, not a curated record
AUUAUUAUCAUUAAUAUCAAAUAUUUAUAAAUAUUAUUGUAUCUUUAUUUUAUUAUUUAUUUAUAGAUUAAAAAAUCGAAUUAAUUUAUAAAAAUGACACCAGAUAUUAAAUUAAAAAGCGAAACACCAGUUCGUAAUAUUCACACUUUAUUAUUUGAUUUAGAUAAUACAUUAUAUCCAAAAUCAUGUGGCUUAGCCAGCCAAGUCAGUGCUCGUAUCACAAAGUAUAUGUCAAAUUUCUUAAAUUUACCAGAAGAAGAAGUUGAUAAAAUUAGAAAUCACUAUUAUAAAACAUAUGGAUUAACAUUAAAAGGAUUAAUGAUGAAUCAUCAAGUUAGUACAGAUCACUAUUUAGAUUUUGUUCAUGGUGGAUUAGAUUUAAAGAGUCAUAUUAAAACAGACGAACGUUUAAGACAAUGUUUAAUGGGUGUAAAGAAAUCUGUUAAAAGAGUUAUCUUUAGUAAUGCAGAUAUUGGUCAUUGCAAACGUGUCACCAAAGAAUUAGGCAUUGAAGAUUGUUUUGAAGCUUGGCUCGACUAUUUAGAAUUAUUAGAUUUUUCUAAACCACAUCCAAUGGCCUAUCAAAUGGCAAUGAAGAAGGCCGAUACUACCGAUGCUGCAGGUUGUGUUUUCUUUGACGAUGUAGUUGAAAAUCUUGUUGAAGCUAAAAAAGCUGGUAUGUUUACUGUUUUAGUUGGUGGUAAAUCCGAUGAUGAACACAUAGAUUAUUGUAUAGAAGAAAUUCACGAAUUUGUCAAUAUUUUCCCAGAAGUUAUGGAGUUAAGUUCAAAACAAGAAUAAAAUCAAUUUAUAUAAUAUAACUAUCAAAUAGGCGCUUAAAUUUUUUUUUUUUAUUUUUUAUACAAAAAUCUAAAAAAAACUAUAAUUUAAAUAAAAUUUGUAAAGAUAAAAUUUGUAUUAUUAUUACAAAAUUUUAUAAUAAUUUUAAAUAUAUAUUUAUAAAUAACC